AUGUUUGGUCCACAGAGCGGCAAGCAUGGCUGGGGUGGACUGCCCUUUGUCUUCGAGCGGGUCAGGCUGAACAACGCAAGGAGAUGUGAGGAGUUCUUGAAGUGGUGGUCGAACCAGGGAUGCCGGAUGGUGGACAUGACCUGCGAGCUGCAUGAUGAGGUGGCGGCAGGCAGCCAGUUCGUGACGCAUUUCACCGGGCGCGUCCUGGAACGGCUUGCCUUGAGCAACACGCCCAUCAACACCAAGGCACCAAGGAGAUCGUUUAACUGGGUUGCUGUUAAGGAACUUAAAUUAAGUUACUAUAUUGGGGAAACCCUUUUAUUUAGUAUAUAUACCCAUUAUGGUAACUUAAUUUAA
Symbiodinium pilosum is the source of this 357-nucleotide messenger RNA. Lineage: Eukaryota; Dinophyceae; Suessiales; Symbiodiniaceae. The record is from the annotation of a GenBank genome assembly.